AUGGCAAACCUUCUCGAACCAAUCACCAUAGGCGGCAGAGUCCCUCUCAGAAACCGUAUCGUCAUGGGUUCAAUCACUCGUAACCGCUGCAUAGACGAUAACAAACCUGGCCCAGCCCAGAUAAAGUACUACGUCGAUAGAGCCAAGUAUGGCGCGGGUCUCAUCGUCACCGAAGGCACUUUCGUCGAUUGGACUGGCUGUUACUGGAAACACGCUCCUUUCAUGGUCACCCAAGAGCAUGCAGAUGCCUGGCGAAAGGUGACUGACGCUGUACAUGAUGUUAGUGGAAAGAUCUUCUUUCAGGCGUGGCAUGCUGGGAGGUGUCAGCAUGAUCAGCUGCCUAUUAUGAAAGAUAGAGGUGCCAAGGUUCUGGCUCCUUCUGCUAUCAAAGCUCAGGGUGGGAAAUAUCGAGGAUUGCCUGGGAUGCCUGGGCAUACGGACAACAUCGAGGCCAUUACACAUGUUCACGCUGUUAUUGAUACUUACAGGCGAAGCUGUGAGCUAGCUAAAUCAGCUGGCUUUGAUGGAGUUGAGCUUCUUGCUCAAGGCGGCUAUCUGCCUCAACAAUUUCUCAGCAGCCGUGCAAAUCACCGUAUGGAUGAGUAUGGUGGUUCAGUCGAGAACAGAUGCCGCUUCACCCUCGAACUCGUCGAUGCAAUCGCCGCCGUCUUCAAUGGGCCCGAGUAUAUCUGCGUCAAGAUUAACCCUACAGACCAUCUCAACGAUUCUAUCGUUAGCUUUGAUGAGAUGAAAGAAACUUAUACGUAUCUCAUCACCGAGCUUGUUAAACGAAAGGUCGGUAUUAUUAAUCUCGGCCGUCGUGGUGCCGAAACGUCCCCUGGUUCAGGGGAAUUCUUUGGACCUCUCCCUCGGCCUGAAGGCUACCCUCUGCCUCCUGGUUAUGAUCCAGUUCUUGAUUUUGGAGAGCUCGUCAAGUUUCCUGGUAGUUCGACUUUGCUCAUGGCCAAUCAUGAUUAUACUGUUGAAGCGGCUGAUGCUCUUGUUGAGGCGGACAAACUCGACAUGAUUACGUUUGCGAGAGCUUUCAUCUGGAAUCCGGAUCUUGUUCCUCGUAUCACUCACGGAAUACCUCUGGCCGAGAAUAGUAGAGACCCUUGGGUUUUUUAUGGGCUGGAAGAGACGCCAGACGAUGGUUACAAUGAUUGGCCAGUUGCCUCAACCGCAUAG
This is a messenger RNA of Fusarium subglutinans, 1188 nucleotides long. RefSeq names its product flavo nadh-dependent oxidoreductase. Bases 1 to 1188 code for a protein of 395 amino acids. The transcript has 5 exons. The record is from RefSeq and is a predicted model, not a curated record. Gene Ontology annotation, molecular function: FMN binding; oxidoreductase activity. Lineage: Eukaryota; Fungi; Ascomycota; Sordariomycetes; Hypocreales; Nectriaceae.